GAGGAGGAAAAAUAGGAAAGGGCUGCGCAUGCGCGGUUGACGCGCCUCCGCUCCGUCGCGUUCUCCUUCAGUCUGUCCUCUCGCGCUGCACACUAGCUCCGUCGGGAACAUCGACACGGCGAACACGAUCAUGUCUGAGAAAGGACUGAAGCAGAAAGGAAGCAGUGAGAGCUGCCAUCACUGCAAGCCAAAGACAUGCGCAAACAUGGCCGUCCCUCCUGCGUACGCUGACCUCGGCAAGUCUGCCAAAGAUAUCUUCAGCAAAGGAUAUGGCUUUGGAGCUGUUAAGUUGGACCUGAAGACCAAGUCUCAGAGUGGAGUCAUGGAGUUCUCCACCGGUGGCUCCAGUAACACAGACACCGGAAAGGCGGCUGGAAACCUGGAGACUAAGUACAAGGUGAAGGAUCUGGGCUUGACUUUGAACCAGAAGUGGAACACAGAUAAUGUUCUGACUAAUGAAGUGACUCUGGAAGAUCAGCUGGCCAGUGGUCUGAAGCUGGGACUGGACACUUCAUUUGUGCCCAACACUGGGAAGAAGAGCGCUAAGCUAAAGGCGGGAUAUAAGCGUGAUUUCAUGAAUGUGGGCUGUGAUAUAGAUUUCGAUCUGGCCGGACCGACGAUUCACGCCGCAGCCGUUCUGGGUUAUGAGGGCUGGCUGGCCGGGUAUCAGAUGGCCUUCGACACGGCCAAGUCCAAGCUGGCCCAGAACAACUUCGCUUUGGGCUACAAGGCAGGAGAUUUCCAGCUACACACCAAUGUUAAUGAUGGCACAGAGUUCGGCGGCUCCAUCUAUCAGAGGGUGAACGGUCAGUUGGAGACGGCGGUGAAUCUGUCCUGGACCGCGGGCAGCAACAACACACGCUUCGGCAUCGCUGCUAAAUACCAGCUAGAUAAAGACUCCUCCGUCUCUGCCAAAGUCAACAACGCUAGUCUGGUUGGAGUAGGAUACACUCAAAGCCUUCGGCCAGGUGUGAAACUCACUCUAUCUGCUCUGAUUGAUGCUAAGAACUUCAACACCGGAGGGCAUAAGGUGGGCAUGGGCUUCGAGCUGGAGGUGUAACGACGGACGGACGGACGGAAGCAGAGAGGCAUUAAUGAAGAGUAAAGAAACGCAGGGAGCUGAUGGCACAACCUAUGAAAACACUUUUCCCCGUAAUUCCUCUUUAACUAAUCUGGCCUUAAACCCCCGUAGAACCAGUAAUAAACAGGUUCACCAGUCACUUGAUUCCCCACCAAUCCUCCAUCACCAGCUCAAUAUGUGACAUCACCACGACAACAGCUUCCUCUCAGUUACUAUGGCAACAUAUCAAAGCGCUUUUAAUGUUACACACGUGGCACCAUAUCAUUUCUCUUUUAUUGUAAACUAGAUAAAUAUUGAAGUUUGGUUUCUGAACAGUCACAUAGAAUCUGAUGUGUUAAUGUUUAAUAAGAAACGCCUCGCCGGAUGUCAAGCCCCACUCUUUCUUUAUAACGUUUGUUGCCAAAUGCAUAUUUUAUUAGAAGUUUGUUGUCUGUGUUUGUGGGCUGGAGUUAUAAGAGGACGGUCCAUGACUUGUUUUUAUCCCCGUUAAAAAAGUAAUUUAUGUUAGAAGCGGAGGGCUAGAAGAAGAAACUGAUGUUGUGGAACUCAAUAAAUAGGAAUGUUGACUGAAUAAAA
Messenger RNA from Cyprinus carpio (common carp), 1657 nucleotides. RefSeq names its product voltage-dependent anion-selective channel protein 2-like. Bases 131 to 1060 code for a protein of 309 amino acids. Gene Ontology annotation, cellular component: mitochondrial outer membrane. Gene Ontology annotation, biological process: monoatomic anion transmembrane transport. The transcript has 11 exons. The record is from RefSeq and is a predicted model, not a curated record. Gene Ontology annotation, molecular function: voltage-gated monoatomic anion channel activity. NCBI's taxonomy places the organism in Eukaryota, Metazoa, Chordata, Actinopteri, Cypriniformes, Cyprinidae.